Messenger RNA from Heteronotia binoei (common prickly gecko), 1401 nucleotides. It is a transcript of the gene GPR132, whose product is annotated as G protein-coupled receptor 132. The coding region runs from base 1 to 1014 and encodes 337 amino acids. Gene Ontology annotation, molecular function: G protein-coupled receptor activity. The record is from RefSeq and is a predicted model, not a curated record. The transcript has a single exon. Gene Ontology annotation, biological process: G1/S transition of mitotic cell cycle; negative regulation of G2/M transition of mitotic cell cycle; G protein-coupled receptor signaling pathway. Gene Ontology annotation, cellular component: membrane. Lineage: Eukaryota; Metazoa; Chordata; Lepidosauria; Squamata; Gekkonidae.
AUGGAUGAGAAUCUCAGUUCUACAUGCAACCAGACCACUCUGUACGAAGAGAGCAGGCUGCCUUUGGUUUUGGUGUACAGCGUCAUCUUUGCUGUGGGUGUGCCAGCCAACAUCGUGACCACCAUCUUGACCUUCGUCCAGAUGUACAGGGGGAACAUUCUCUCCAUCUACCUGUUCGGCCUGUCGUUGUGCGAGUUGAUGUACCUGAGCACCCUCCCCCAUUGGAUCAUCUACGUGCAGAAGGGCCACUAUUGGACCAUGGGGCAAACAUCUUGCAAGGUGAUAGGCUACAUCUUUUUCUGCAACAUCUACAUCAGCAUUCUUCUCCUGUGCUGCAUAUCCAUUGAUCGCUACAUGGCAGUGGUCUACCCGUUGCGGAGCAGAGGGAUACGGACACAGAGGAUUGCCGCGGGGGUGACGUUGGUCGUCUUUGGCAUCGUUGCAGUGAUCUAUAGCCGUGUGUUUUUUGACAACAACAUCCAGGGGCCAAACAGCACUACCUGCUUUGAAAGCACUCUCAACAACCACCUGGCCAUCAUCAACAUCGUCCGGUUCCUCAUCGGCUUUGUCACCCCUUUUGCAAUCCUCAUUUUCAUGAACUACAGAAUCUUUCAAAACGUCAAAAUCAGCUAUAGCUUGAAUCCACAGAAGAAAUCUAAAGUGAAGUACCUGGCCGUUGCGAUCAUUUCCAUCUUUGUGGUCUGUUUCGCUCCUUACCAUUUCACAUUGCUCGUACGAGCCGUCCAUUUUCAUCAGAACCCAGAGGACCACUGCGUCUUUGAGAACAAAACGUACACUGUGUCUACCAUAUUCCUGUGUUUGUCCACCGCCAACAGCGUCGCAGACCCAUUUAUUUAUGUGCUGGCUAGUGAGAACGCGAGAAACGAAAUAUGUCGGACUUUCAGGUUCGUUGGGGUUCGUUUCUUGAACGAUUCCAAGAUGGACAGUAACAAGCCCAGCAGCAUCCAAAAGACACCGGUGGAUCCUUCAGAGGAACAUCAAGAGGACAGGUAGCAUCUCCUUAUGGAAAGUGUGCAUAAAAGAGGAAGGCAGGAAACUUUUUCAUCAGGAAGGACCUCUUUCUUCUUACGUCUAAGAGACUCAGCAAGACCCUGCUCAUUUGCAGAGGAAAGUAAACCAUUCCUGUUGCACAGAAUAGUUUCCUUGCAUCAGAUGCUACGAACAGACCUUGCAGUAAAUCCUGGCCAUUUUGUGUAAUGGGAUUACAUCAUGACGCCGUGCUUUGUGGCCAGAUCUGUCCUCGGUACGGGACGUGAUGUGAAAGUGAAAGGUCGUGGUGGAGUAAUUGAUAUUGUUACUAGAUUGUUACCCUCUAGGUACAGAGGGAAGUGUUGAAAUCAAACUGUCGGACAGAAUUCAAAGAAGAAACAGGAAAUGUUA